UUAUUUUGGUGUUCAGAGGGAGAAGAAAAGCUUGAAGAUUUGAACAAGUUUUUGAGUUGCUUCAUGAAUAGAGCUUGAGAUUCAUAUAUUUUUCUGUUAUGGCUGCUGUGAAAUCGUGUUGCCUCAAUUUGUGAUUAAAUUCAUGGGUUUUGGACCCAGUGUAGCGAACUAAAAAAUCAUGCUUCAAUCUUUGAUGAAAAUCAUGCUCCAAUCUGAAAUGAAACUUUGUGUUAGAGUGUUUCUAUGUGUGAGUAUUUGUUUUCUCUUUUUUUAAGGUGUUGAAGAUGUUUUUGGUUUAUUUUAAGUGUGAGAGGUUAUGGGAUUUUAUGAGGUUUCAUUAUUUCAUGAUAAAGGAGACGAAGAUUCAACGUUACAGCUCAACCUUCCAUUAACUUCCGUUUGUGUUUUUUAACGCCAAGGACUAAAGUGACGGACGUUUGACACUUUCGAGGACCGCGAGGUGAAUAAAAUUCAUUUUAACAGUCUUCUACUGCUUCUUUUUAACUAGUUCCAUAUCAGCUAUCCUCUCUGGCACCAUUGGCAUCCACUACGGCCAUGUCUUGAUUCAUUUCAAGGGUCAUUCUGAGAGGCUCAAGCAAUGGCUCUCAAUGGGCUUUGUGUUAUUGAUCCUAGGCAUCAUCCUUCAUUUUACAAAUGCUAUCCCAAUUAACAAGCAACUCUACAGCUUCAGCUAUGUUUGUUUCACAGCUGGGGCAGCUGGAAUUGUCUUCUCUGUGUUCUACAUAGUGAUUGAUGUUUGGGGCUUUCGUACUCCAUUCUUGUUUUUGGAAUGGAUUGGAAUGAAUGCAAUGCUAGUGUUUGUGAUGGCAGCUCAGGGCAUCUUUGCAGCAUUUGUAAAUGGAUGGUAUUACAAAGAUCCUGAUAACUCACUAGUAAAUUGGAUACAGAAUCAUGUAUUCAACAAUGUAUGGCACUCAGAGAGGUUGGGAACUCUGUUAUAUGUGAUCUUUGCAGAAAUCACUUUCUGGGGAGUGGUUGCUGGCAUCUUGCAUAAAUUAGGAGUAUAUUGGAAACUGUAA
Messenger RNA from Lotus japonicus, 1040 nucleotides. RefSeq lists its product as uncharacterized. The record is from RefSeq and is a predicted model, not a curated record. The transcript has 5 exons. The coding region runs from base 609 to 1040 and encodes 143 amino acids. NCBI's taxonomy places the organism in Eukaryota, Viridiplantae, Streptophyta, Magnoliopsida, Fabales, Fabaceae.